Messenger RNA from Aspergillus ochraceoroseus IBT 24754, 3202 nucleotides. RefSeq names its product putative alpha,alpha-trehalose-phosphate synthase subunit Tps2 (gene orlA). The record is from RefSeq and is a predicted model, not a curated record. Bases 1 to 2865 code for a protein of 954 amino acids. The transcript has 3 exons. Gene Ontology annotation, cellular component: cytosol; alpha,alpha-trehalose-phosphate synthase complex (UDP-forming). Gene Ontology annotation, biological process: fungal-type cell wall organization; cellular response to heat; trehalose biosynthetic process. NCBI's taxonomy places the organism in Eukaryota, Fungi, Ascomycota, Eurotiomycetes, Eurotiales, Aspergillaceae. Gene Ontology annotation, molecular function: catalytic activity.
AUGUCGUUGCAGCAAGAACCCCCCGCCAGUAUCCCCAAGGAACAACCGGGAGAGGUUCGGUUUGACCUGGAUCCCCGAACCGUGGCUCAAGAUGACUCUACGACAAUCCAGGGAAUACCUUUAGGUCUCGGAAGCCAGGAGCGGGAGCCUGCGCUCCCCGAUUCGCCCGUCUUCGUUGCCGGAGACAAAGAGAUAUCAAGAGCGUCUGAUACCGCUUCGCCUUCCACUCCAUCACAGGCAGCCAAUCAUGCAAAAUCAGGAAGCGAUCUUCUGCGUCGUCUAAGUUUAAGCCAAGCACCUCCCCUCCGGGCAUCCGAUAUUCGAGCACAGCAUCCAAAUCUCAACCUCACCGGCCGCAUUAUAAGUGCUGCCUCUUGCAUUCCGUACAAGCUUUAUUACCGACCAGGUGGUGAAUGGGUAUAUCCCACUUUGUGUUUCCGUGGAUUCACUGCCCGAGAAAAUGGAAGAGAGCUCAAACCUCGUCCCGGCACCUCUGCCCUGUUUGAUUCAUUUGCAUAUCUUGGUUCCGAUGAGUCGACUUGGUCCCAUACACUUGUUGGUUGGACUGGAGAGGUGGAGCCUCUCCUGGAGGAAAGUGUCCCACUUCCGGUAAAUACCCAGGCCAAUUCACCUCCCACAUUGGGCAGCACGUCGCGGCCUCUAAAUAAGGGGUCUUCCCCAGUACCUGUUGACCUCAGUCAGCAACAUCCGAGCCAUGCUUUCCCUGAGGGCGUUACUGUAAGCCCAGACGACCGGCAACAACUUGACGGGCAAUUAAACUCCAGCCGUUACGGUAGGAUUGUUCCAGUUUGGCUGUCAGCCGAAUCAGAGACCCCCGAGGAGACGAUUUUGCUUGAGGACCAGGGGAGGUGGAGACGAUAUGCCGAGAGAGAGUUGUACCCCCUUCUGCAUUAUAAACAGCACGGACCCACAGAUGGUAGAUUUGAGCGUGAAUCUUGGGCGGAUUACGUCCGAAUGAAUCGAUCGUUUGCAGACCGUAUUAUCCGGGAAUAUAACGAUGGUGAUAUCGUGUGGAUCCACGACUAUCACUUGUUUCUUCUGCCCAGCAUGCUACGGCAGCAAAUCCCCAACAUCUAUAUUGGAUUCUUCUUACACGCGCCUUUUCCUAGCAGCGAAUUCAUGCGAUGCCUUGCUAAACGCAAGGAAGUGCUUACAGGCGUACUUGGCGCGAACAUGAUUGGCUUUCAGACCUUCUCCUACUCUCGACACUUUUCAUCCUGCUGUACCCGUGUAUUAGGGUUUGAUUCCAACUCCGCUGGAGUGGAUGCGUACGGUGCUCAUGUAGCCGUUGAUGUCUUUCCAAUAGGUAUUGAUGCUAGCGCGAUCCAAAGGAUUGCCUUUGGAGGUGCGGGCAUCGAAAAAGCUGUAGCUGGGCUACGCAAGCUUUAUGCGGGGAAGAAAAUCAUCGUGGGUCGCGACCGCCUGGAUAGUGUCCGUGGUGUAGCCCAGAAGCUGCAGGCAUUUGAGGUGUUCCUCGAACGAUUCCCGGAAUGGCGUGACAAGGUCGUCCUGAUCCAGGUUACCAGUCCCACUAGUGUCGAGGAAGAGAAGGAAGAGAAUAAAAUCGCGAGCCAGAUCUCAAACCUGGUCUCCACGAUCAACGGCCGGUUUGGAUCACUGAGUUUCUCUCCCGUCAAGUACUACCCUCAAUAUCUCUCCCAGCACGAGUAUUUUGCGCUGCUACGCGUGGCCGAUGUUGGUCUGAUUACAACGGUGCGAGAUGGAAUGAACACGACAAGUUUGGAGUAUAUCAUCUGCCAGCAAAACAACCACAGCCCUCUGAUCCUUUCUGAGUUUUCUGGAACAGCAGGAACUUUGUCUAGUGCGAUCCAUAUCAACCCAUGGGACACAGUCGGCGUGGCCAUGGCAAUAAAUAAGGCGCUAACAAUGCCUUAUCUGGACAAAAAGUCACAGCAUCUAAUGCUCUACAAACAUGUCACCACGAAUACGGUUUCAGCUUGGUCCCAGCAAUUCAUUAAUCGUCUGGUAACAAACUUGUCGUCGUUUGAUCAAUCCGUGGCUACCCCAGCCCUGGAUAAAGCCAAGUUGGUGAAGCAGUAUCGCAGAGCCAGGAAGAGGCUCUUCAUGUUCGAUUACGAUGGGACACUCACGCCCAUUGUGAAAGACCCCCAGGCCGCCAUCCCCUCAGACAGGGUAUUACGGACCCUCAAAAGCUUGGCGGCAGAUCCCCGGAAUGCCGUCUGGAUUAUCAGCGGACGCGACCAAGCCUUUCUGGAUGAGUGGAUGGGACAUAUACCAGAAUUGGGUCUGAGUGCUGAGCAUGGCUGUUUUAUCCGGAUGCCACGCUCGGACGAUUGGGAAAAUUUAGCAGAACAAAGUAAUAUGGCCUGGCAGAAGGAGGUUAUGGAUACCUUUCAGCACUUUACCGAGCGGACUCAAGGUUCCUUUAUUGAAAGGAAGCGGGUGGCUCUAACGUGGCAUUACCGCCGAGCGGAUCCAGAAUAUGGUGCGUUUCAGGCGCGAGAAUGCCGGAAGCAACUCGAGAAUACUGUCGGCAAGAAGUGGGAUGUUGAAGUCAUGGCUGGGAAAGCCAAUCUGGAAGUUCGACCAACAUUUGUGAACAAGGGAUUCAUCGCAACUAGGUUGGUCAAUGAGUAUGGGAACGGCAAGGCCCCUGAAUUUGUUCUGUGCUUAGGGGAUGAUUUCACAGAUGAAGAUAUGUUUCGAGCUCUGCAAAAUUCCAACCUUCCGCCAGAUCACGUAUUUUCGGUCACUGUUGGAGCCAGUUCCAAGCAGACUGCGGCCAGUUGGCAUCUUCUUGAACCUAGCGACGUUAUCGAGGCAAUUUCGAUUCUUAAUAGCUCAUCCAGUCAGGAGUACUAAAUCCAUACUUGCUUUUCAGUGUUGGUAGAUGAGGGAGACUUUCUCGAAAGACAGGCGAUGUGCAAAAGAAUUGCACGAUGAAGCUUAGGCUAUAUAUAUAUAUUCCAUAUAUAGUAUCGAGGCUCAUUCUUGGGCCUAGACUCCUGCUGUUUGAUUGUUUAUUAGCGAGGUAUGUCGUAUUUUGCCGGAAGUAGAGCACCAGGUUGCUCUACAUAGUUUGUUAUGCCAGACUAUAUAACCCCUUAGGAUAGAUUGCCUUGGGAGUGUAUUCUAGAAUAGACAAUCUUUUUACAUUCAUCAACGGCCUUUUUUCUAGUUGAUAGCAUUGGAAUAAUAC